UGAUUCUCAUGAAAAGGAGAACGACUCCGGAUUUCGGAUUUCGAGGAUUCGAGAGUUGUACAUUCUUCAGUGUAGUUUUUUCCCCACCGUAAAUUGUUGAAUAAAACAAUUGUUUAUUUUUCAAUGAACUUGUGGAAAUUGUUGGGGUGGUUAGUGCUGCCUGGUGACUGCGGUGCCGAAUCUGUGAAAGAUUAUUAGAGACUGAAUUACUGUGGAAAACGAAUGUUGUUUGUCGCUGCGAGAGACAUUUUUUUUCUUCAAUCUUUGGUAAAGGUAAUCUUGCAGCAUCUGGAAUUUCAUGGAAAUUCAGUCAAUGGUAGAGGCACUAAGAAACCCAAAAGAGCCAUUAUGAAAGUAUCACGAAGGAAUAACUAAGAGAGGGCGAUUCUAUAGAAUUAGUAGAGUAAUUAGACAAUGUAUCUACUUAUUAGGUGCUCUUGGAAGUUAGAUAGUCCCACCUGGUCGCAUCAGGUACAAGUAUCUCUAUGAUGUUUUCAUCAGGUCUUGGGUGUAAUCUGUCAUUUCCCAGUUGUUUGGGCUAUCCACAAGACAGCGAGGAACUAAUACCAAAAAUGGCACGAGAACCCAUUAUUCUCAAUGUCUACGACAUGUAUUGGAUUAAUGAGUACACCACACCUAUCGGACUGGGCGUCUUCCAUUCAGGAGUUGAAAUUUAUGGAGUUGAAUAUGCUUAUGGUGGUCAUUCGCUUCCAAUUUCUGGGAUUUUCGAGAUAUCUCCGAGAGAUGCUGAAGAGCUUGGUGAACAAUUCAGAUUUAGGCAAUCUGUACACAUUGGCUACACGGAUUUUACAGAGGAAGACGUCACGAGAAUUGUCUCAGAAUUAGGAAAAGAUUUUCGAGGAGACAGGUACCACCUAAUGAACAAAAAUUGCAAUCACUUCAGUGGUCAACUAACACAGAUUCUAUGUGGUCAAGAGAUACCAGGAUGGGUGAAUCGAUUGGCAUAUUUCAGUUCAUGUGUUCCAUUCCUCCAACGCUGCCUACCAAAAGAAUGGUUGACACCAGAUGCUCUGACUCAUUCACUGAGCCAUGUCAGUCAUCACGAAAGUACACCACCCUCUGAGAAUUCAUUGUAACAUUUAGCACACGAAGAUGGCAGCCAAUGUAACAUUUUGAAAUGUCGCAGGAGUCGUACGUUCUAAAUUAAUCAUAAUUAUAUUUAAAUCUUAAAAAGAUAGGUUGUUUAAAGAUGAUGAACCGAUAAAUAGCUCAUUGAAAAGAACAAAUUAUUCUCCUGAGGCUCAAAAAGUGUCAAACAGCUGAAUCAUCGUAGAGAAGUUGAGAGUUGUGACUUGGGUGGACAGCAUUAGAAAAUUCAAAGAAUGGGGUAAAAUUAAAUUGAAUGAUCUAUAGUUGUUUCAUUUAUUGUUGACACAUUUCAAUAAUUACUACAAUAAUAUUAAAUGAUUUGUUUCCGUGGUAAAUCCUAGUACAAGUAAAUUUUCAUUUUUUAAAGGUUUGGGAAUUAUUUUUCGAAAGUUUUGAAAAAGAAGAGAAAAAAUUAAUGAAAUUCCCAUUUUUGAGUGAGAGCUGUUCCCAUUGUUUGUAGAGAGAUGAAUUUCGCAGGAAAUUUGAAUUUCUUGAAGUGCGAAAAUUGAAAUGUUUUUCUACAUUUAUCAAAUAUUCGAAGAAUUACUUGGCAUCAAUAUGAUCAUGUUAUUAAGAAAAUAAUUAUCGAUUCAAUUAAUUUUAUUCGUAGAUAAUGACAAACAUAUGUGAAUCCCCAGAAUAAAUGCAAUACUUUUUUGGUGAAGAUCAAUUAAACAAACAAAAAUAUCUAUUGAUCAGUCACUGAUUAAUAGUGAUGAAAGGAUGUAAUUAAUGCCUACAAAUGAAAUUGAUGAGGUGACUGAGAUUUCCGUAGUCACUUGGAUAUUGAGACAAAAAAAACUGUAAAGAAUUAAUUGACUUCCUUAUUGUUAUCUAUUAAAAGAAAUUGACGAUUAAUUCGUCUCUCUCCGUAACCAGAAAUACAAUUACGUUAAUAUUGGCUUGAAUUGACUAACCCAUUUAACUGUUGUGAACGAUUAAAUUAAUCACAAUGACUUAAUCAUGAGCUAAUUCACGCGUCCACUACUUUAAAUGAAAAAUGAUAAAGAGGAUAAAUUAAAAUUAUUUGACAAGAUACAAUGGAGCAUGUCUGUGAUGGGGUGUGAUAAAGUCAAUGUCUUUGGCGCGAUUCAACGAAUUCGAAGAGUUUUCAUUCGUCAUUUUAAAUACAAUUAUUUCGGACAAAUGCAGCGAGAUGGUGAGUUUGAUAACAUAGAUAACUGAAAUCUCAUUUUGAAUUGAUGAGAAAAUGUAAUUGUACAAAUUCUAACUUACCGUCUCAAUUUGUAAUAUUCCACAAUGUAUUUCUGCACAAUUAGUUAAAUUAUCGGUUAAGCUAGUUUAAAGGCCAGCAGAAUUAACUCAACGAUUCUCAAAUGCACUUACCGAUUUUUAGUUUAUGAUUUGCGAAUGAACUAUUAGGAUUUUCGUGGAGUGAUGAAUUGUCAAGCAUGAAUCAAGAUUGAAUUUCAUAGUCAAUUCAACUGUUGAAAAGAAUUUUCGUGAUCUUUCUGCAGAUGUAGAUUUCUCCGUUGCCAACAUAAUUUGAUACGUAGGAAGGUGAAAGAAAUUUAUUAUUAGACUAUAUCUUUUAAUUUUUUUUUCGCAAUUCUAAGGGGAGUUUCACUGAAGUUUGGCUAUCUCUCUUCAUAAGUUUAAAUGCAAAAAAUAUAACAAAAUAAAAAAUAGAGAAGAAUUUUGAUUUUAUAAUUCUUCAGAAGAAGGUUUCAAAGCAGUGAAAAAUUUCAUUUUUAUAUCAAUAAAGAAAAAAUUAAAAAGCAAUGUUCUCUUAUUUGGAGAAUUAUCUAUGUCUUCAAUUUCUAGAUUUGCCUCCUUCCAUUAUUUUAUGACGGAAACUGAAGACUAAAAAGGGAGAAAAGAAAUUUACUAAAAUUUUAAUUAAGGAUGACUGGUAAUGAAGUGCAUGUUGUAUAGAAAUGAUUUAUUGAUUAUUAAAUAACAAGAAAUCGUUAUAAGACGGUGAGAUGGUAAAAAGUGGAUUUACUUCUCUUUAGUCCGAUAUAUUUCCUUAUUUAUUCAUAUAUUUAAUGUCAUUAAUUAAUAAUGUAUACGUUAUUAAUGUUUUGAAUUUUUUCUGUUUAUAAUCAUUCAAUAAACUAUGCACACAUUUUUUUACUUCA
This is a messenger RNA of Diachasmimorpha longicaudata, 3212 nucleotides long. Its product is annotated as deubiquitinase DESI2. The record is from RefSeq and is a predicted model, not a curated record. Bases 486 to 1097 code for a protein of 203 amino acids. The transcript is spliced from 6 exons. Gene Ontology annotation, molecular function: deubiquitinase activity. Gene Ontology annotation, biological process: protein deubiquitination. NCBI's taxonomy places the organism in Eukaryota, Metazoa, Arthropoda, Insecta, Hymenoptera, Braconidae.